Messenger RNA from Cololabis saira (Pacific saury), 1445 nucleotides. Its product is annotated as C-C chemokine receptor type 3-like. Gene Ontology annotation, cellular component: membrane. The coding region runs from base 188 to 1273 and encodes 361 amino acids. Gene Ontology annotation, biological process: immune response; G protein-coupled receptor signaling pathway; chemotaxis. NCBI's taxonomy places the organism in Eukaryota, Metazoa, Chordata, Actinopteri, Beloniformes, Belonidae. The transcript has 2 exons. The record is from RefSeq and is a predicted model, not a curated record. Gene Ontology annotation, molecular function: chemokine receptor activity.
UCUCCAGAACAGAACCAGCUUUCUUUUUCAGUGUGUUCAGUCUCUUGAAGUCUCUGGUUCUGGUGCUGCUCCCCAACAGACGACUGCAGAUGUGACUGAACUCUCCACAACAGACUGAUUGAAGAUCUUCAACCUCUUACCGCAAACCCUGAAGGACCUGAACUUCAUCUAGAGGACAAGCGCCACCAUGGACGACGACGAAGACCAGUACGAUCUCUUCCUGAAACUGUUCAACGAAACCAUGAACAUGACCGACCCAAACUACGUGGUCAGUGAAACCGUCCAGGUCUGUGCGAAGAACAAUGUCAACGAGUUUGGAGCAAGAUUCAUCCCAGUCUUCUACUACGUCAACUUCGCCUUGAGUUACCUCGGUAACGGGCUUGUCCUCUUCAUCAUCCACAAGUACGAGAAGCUCAACACGGUGACAAACAUCUUCCUCUUGAAUCUGGUCCUCUCCAACAUCCUGUUUGCCUCCAGUCUGCCUUUCUGGGCCUGGUAUCAUCUGUCCGAGUGGAUCUUCGGUGCUGCUCUCUGUAAGAUGGUCAGUAGCGCCUAUUUCAUUGGGUUCUACAGCUCCAUCCUCUUCCUCACACUCAUGACCUUUGACCGGUACCUGGCCGUGGUGCACGCGGUGGCGGCUGCCAAGAACAGGAAGCGAGUGUACGCCAUCAUCGCGUCGGUCGUGGUUUGGUGCAUCAGCAUUCUCGCAAGUGUGAAGGAGCUGGUUCUUCAGAAUGUUUCUAAGAACCCUUUAGCCGGACUCAUGUGCGAGGAGAUGGGGUACGCGAAGAGCACCAUGGACAACUGGCGCCUGGUCAGUUCCUAUCAACAGUUCCUGCUCUUCUUCCUCUUUCCUCUCAUCAUGGUGAUGUACUGCUACAUCUGCAUCACUGUACGUAUCCAAACCACCCGCCUGAAGGAGAGGUGUCGCGCCAUUAAGCUCAUAUUUGUCAUCAUCUUCACCUUCUUUGUCUGCUGGACGCCCUUCAAUAUCGUUGCCCUCCUUCAAGGUAUCAAGAUCUCCCAAUCCAGCCCAGAAGAAGACCCAUGUGAUGACAGUCUAGACUACGCCCUGUAUGUGACCCGGAACAUCGCCUACUUGUACUGCUGCAUCAGUCCUGUGUUUUACACAUUUGUAGGAAACAAGUUCCAGAGUCACUUCAAAAGACUGAUGGCCAAGAAGAUUCCCUAUCUGAGGAGACAUCUCAGUUGGGACAGCCAGACCACCAGGUCCACAUCCCAGAAGACCCCGUAUUCUGUUCACGAGUACUGAACACACCAUGUCUGACGAUCCAGCCUUGUGGUGGAACCUAGUACGACCUUAAGCAAAGCAAAUUAUAGUUGGCCCAAGAUGAAGCCUUGUGGUACUCCACACAGUGCAGAUAUAAUUAAAUGUACCCAUAAUUCCUCUUUAAAAACACCUGAAAUGUGUCAGUUAACUGAUA